Molecule: messenger RNA, 1659 nt
Organism: Scomber scombrus (Atlantic mackerel)
Lineage: Eukaryota; Metazoa; Chordata; Actinopteri; Scombriformes; Scombridae
Product: E3 ubiquitin-protein ligase TRIM17-like
Exons: 6
Coding region: 1-1659 (552 amino acids)
Molecular function (GO): zinc ion binding; protein binding
Source: RefSeq, a predicted model, not a curated record
AUGUCAUCAUUAAAUGUCCUCGCCUCAUUGCCUAAGGAUCAUUUCCAUUGCUCGAUCUGUCUGAAUGUCUUUAGUGACCCAGUCACCACACCUUGUGGUCAUAACUUCUGCAAGAACUGCCUCAACGAGCACUGGGACAAGAGUGAGUUAUGUCACUGCCCGAUGUGCAAUAAAAGAUUCCACGUCAGGCCCGAGAUCUACACAAAUGUUGUUAUUGAUGAGAUUUCAGUCCAAAUGAAGAAGCAGAAAGUUGAGACACUGGAAUGCGCUGAUGCACCGUGGCAGGUGAAGUGUGAUGUGUGCUCAGAAGUGAAGUACAAGGCCCUGAAGUCGUGCCUGGUGUGUCUGACGUCAUACUGUGAAGCCCACCUGGAGCCUCACCAGAGAGUUCCCUCCCUGAUGAGACACAAGCUGAUCGACCCGGUGGUCAACCUGGAGGAGAGGAUGUGUGUAAAGCAUGAGAGGAUGCUGGACCUUUUCUGCAGGGAUGAACAGGUGUGUAUCUGUCUACUGUGCAAUGAGACAGACCACAAAUGCCACGACACAGCGCCUGUCGAGGAGGAAGGAGCUUUACAGAAGGGAAAUAUUGAGUCCAAAAAGGCUCAGAUCAAAAUGAUGAUUGAGGCCAGAAUGGAAACGAUAAAAGAAUUUACCGAAUCAUCUGAAAUGAGAAGAGAGAAAGCAAGUAAAGAGUCUGAUGACAGUGAUAAGCUGUUCAAUACUCUGAAGAGUCGUGUUCAAGAAAUGCAAACGAAAAUUAAUUCAAGUAUUCAAAAGAAGCUCAGAAAAUGUCAAGACAAAGACGAAGCGCUGAUUCAAGAGCUGGAGGAAGAAAUCAACCAACUGCAGAGGAAGCACUCUGAACUGGAGGAGCUUUCACAAAGUGAUGACCACCUUCACCUUCUGCAGACUUUGCAAGGCCUGAGCACCCUCUCAGACAGCAAGGACUGGUCUCAGAUCAGGGUUUACUCAGACGUGUACGUGCAGACUCUGAGGAGAGCAAUGUCUCAUCUUGUCAACACGUUUCAAGCUGAACUGAAAACUCUGACGAACACAGAACUGACAAGAAUGAGACAAUAUAAAGAGUCCGUCACCUUUGACCCAACCACUGCUGGCUGCUACCUUGUGGUGUCUGAAUUUGGUAAACGUUUGAAGUACUCCAAAACUGUGAGCCCUUCAUUGUAUGUUGACUCAGACAGGUUUGACUGUCCUAUGGUUUUAGGCACAAAGGGCUUCACCUCUGGGCGGCACUACUGGGAAGUCCAAGUAGGCCUUAGAAAUGAAUGGGAUGUCGGUGUUGCCAAGGAAACGGUAACCAGGUCUGGGAGGAUUGUUGUGAAAAGAGAAAAUGGCUUUUUUGCCAUAGGGAAGAAAGGUGCUGAAUAUAAAGCUCAAUGCACACCUUACACAGUUCUUAACUUGAGUCCCAGGCCACGAAAGGUCGGAGUUUACGUGGACUACAAGGAAGGCCGAGUCUCCUUCUAUGAUGUGAAUGAGAAAUUGCAUAUUUACUCUUUCACAGGAGAAUCUUUCACAGAGAAACUGCUCCCGUACUUCUAUCUGUACAGUUGGGCAAAGAAAUCAGAGCCUUUGGUUAUUACCUCAAUGGAAACAUCUCUCCUCACUCACUUUGGCACCCUCAGACAAGCUAAAGAAUAA